This is a messenger RNA of Amyelois transitella, 1091 nucleotides long. Its product is annotated as abscission/NoCut checkpoint regulator. Gene Ontology annotation, molecular function: phosphatidylinositol-3-phosphate binding; metal ion binding. The transcript has 6 exons. Bases 109 to 987 code for a protein of 292 amino acids. The record is from RefSeq and is a predicted model, not a curated record. Gene Ontology annotation, cellular component: midbody; cleavage furrow; centrosome. Gene Ontology annotation, biological process: abscission; mitotic cytokinesis checkpoint signaling. NCBI's taxonomy places the organism in Eukaryota, Metazoa, Arthropoda, Insecta, Lepidoptera, Pyralidae.
CGACAAACAAUCGAUGGGACUGGGACAACACUAAUUAAUGACAAAUGUGAUAGUUUUAGUUAUUUACAACAAAAUAAAACAUCAAAAAAUAUACUUCUUCAUAAGAAAAUGUCUUGUAAUGCUUGCGCAAAAGUUUUCAAUUUAUUUAGGAAAGAGAAAGGGUGUCCAAGUUGUGGUUUUAGUUAUUGUUCUAAAUGUUUGGAGAACAAGAUUUAUGUUGAGAAAUUAAAAGCAGAGGCUAAGGUGUGUAUGAAAUGUGUUAAACCUUCACAUGUACCAAAGGUGAUUGAACCACCAGACACAUAUUACAAGAGACUAGGACUGAAUAUGAGUGAUAAUAGUACAACCUCCAAAGACCAUGAAAUACAAGAAAGAUUGCAAAAAUUAAAGCAAAAUGAAAAGCCAAUGGUGAGCCUGGAAGAGGAAAUAGCGGCAAGGUUGAAAAAUAUCAAAGGGGAUAUACCUUCUACUUCAGAUGCAGAACUAGCACAGAGAUUAGCCAACCUUAGAGGAGUGCCUAUUAGCACACUACAAAGUAAGCCAGUGCUAUCCAUAGUCCCAGAAAUGAGAACUGAGCAGGAGCAAGCUAAUGAUUUACUAAAACAAUACAUGGAGCAGGCUCAAUUAGAUGGACAAUAUAAGAAUGAGUUUGAUUCAUUGAUAAGUGACAUGGAAGCCAGGGUACAGAGAUUGAAAGAUGGCAGACCAAUGGCAAAGACUACAAAUGAUCCUGCCACAGCUGCAUCUGAUUCUGAAGACGAGGAGAUUGUGAAAAAAAUUGUAGGAAAGAUUAAAGUUGAGGCCAACCUGGAAGAUGAAGAAAACUCUUUAAAAGAAAAUGAUGAAUUGCCAUUCUGUGAAAUUUGUAACGAAGAUGCUAAAAUGCGAUGUCUAGGUUGUCGUUAUUUAUUCUGCAAGAGGUGUUUCUUGGACCACAAAGAUGAUGAUGAUGGCUGUGAUAGAUAUGAGCCUUAUAAACACCAAUAAAUCAUACAAAAUUCAUAAAGAUACUUUUAUUUUUACUUAUUAUUCUUAAAAUAUUUUAUAUACUUAGUUAAAAAUAAAAAUCAUAAUUUAUUUUACUUGCUUUA